GUACGUUUGAAAUUGGUCCGCAUUGGCCGUUUCUGAUAAACCCCUUUUGUGAAAGCUCAAAACCCUAAUUUCUCCGAUUUCAAUCGGUUUCUCCAAAUUUCCUUCGUAUUCCUCUUCUUCACCACUAACAAAGCACAGGAAAUGGUGAGGCUGACUGCAGAUUUGAUUUGGAAGAGUCCUCAUUUUUUCAACGCCAUUAAAGAGCGCGAAUUGGAUCUUCGAGGAAACAAGAUUGCAGUAAUAGAGAACUUGGGUGCAACUGAGGAUCAAUUUGACACAAUUGAUUUAUCAGACAAUGAGAUUGUAAAGCUCGAGAACUUCCCUUAUUUAAACAGAUUGGGAACUUUGUUAAUGAACAACAAUAGGAUUACGCGUAUAAAUCCAAACAUAGGAGAAUUUCUGCCAAAACUGCAUACACUUGUUCUUACAAAUAAUCGACUGGUCAAUUUGGCUGAAAUUGAUCCACUUGCGUCCCUUUCAAAGCUGACAUUUUUAAGCCUAUUGGACAACAACAUUACCAAGAAGCCAAAUUACCGUUUGUAUGUGAUCCACAAAUUGAAAUCAUUGCGUGUGCUAGACUUCAAGAAAGUCAAACAAAAGGAACGUAAAGAGGCAGAGAAUCUCUUUUCUUCCAAGGAAGCUGAAGAAGAGGUAAAAAAAAUAGCUGUCAAGACGGUCACAUCUGAUGAGGUAUCUACUGCUGAGGAGGUUCCAAAGGAAGAGCACGCACCCAAACCUGUUGCUCCUACACCAGAACAAAUCAUAGCUAUCAAGGCUGCUAUUGUCAAUUCCCAAACGCUUGAAGAGGUUGCUAGGCUUGAAAAGGCACUAAAGUCUGGCCAACUCCCCGCUGAUCUGAAGAUUUUUGACAAUGAAGAAACCAAUGCCAGGACAGAUACCCAAGAUGACAAGAUGGUGACAGAUGGCCAAAGUGAGAUAAAUGUGCCGUCAGACGAUGCUGGGUCAGUCAACAAGACUGAGGAGCAUACAGCAAUGGAGCAAGAUUAAAUGAGCUUGGAAGGCCUUGUAUUUUGACUUUGGCGCUCAUCUUUCUAAUCCACAAGACUCGGCUAUGCAGCUUUAGCUCUUUGCUUUCCCUCCAUACAUAUUUGGUUAAGAGUGUUAAAUUCAUCAAUCAUCCACAUUUAUGUGUGUUUAUUGAUGCACGACUUGAGUUGUUUUGAAUGACAGUUUAGAUGCUGAAUUUUGGUGGUGGGAUAGUAAAAACUGGACAGUAGAUUGUAGUAAUGUUCUUUCAUGUAUAUUUCAUAUCUAAAACUUGAAUCUAAAGCCAAAAUUUCCUGGCUAGUAAUUUUCCUUUUUCUUGGCGAUUA
This is a messenger RNA of Spinacia oleracea (spinach), 1334 nucleotides long. RefSeq names its product U2 small nuclear ribonucleoprotein A'. Gene Ontology annotation, molecular function: protein binding; U2 snRNA binding. Gene Ontology annotation, biological process: mRNA splicing, via spliceosome. Bases 142 to 1008 code for a protein of 288 amino acids. Lineage: Eukaryota; Viridiplantae; Streptophyta; Magnoliopsida; Caryophyllales; Amaranthaceae. The record is from RefSeq and is a predicted model, not a curated record. The transcript has 8 exons.